Danaus plexippus (monarch butterfly) is the source of this 1560-nucleotide messenger RNA. RefSeq lists its product as uncharacterized. The record is from RefSeq and is a predicted model, not a curated record. NCBI's taxonomy places the organism in Eukaryota, Metazoa, Arthropoda, Insecta, Lepidoptera, Nymphalidae. Bases 680 to 1495 code for a protein of 271 amino acids. The transcript is spliced from 10 exons. Gene Ontology annotation, cellular component: chitin-based extracellular matrix. Gene Ontology annotation, molecular function: structural constituent of chitin-based larval cuticle.
UUAUCACCUAAUAGUCUUCCUUUUUCCUUUUGAGCUACAAAUAAUAAGAAAGGUUUCAAGGAAGUACUGAGAGAUGUCGUCGCGUCCCAAGUCAUUACCAACUUUUUAGAGGAUGUUUUAACGUUUAUACUUGAUUAUUCCUUCCUCUGUCAGGACUGACUCACUCUUUACACACUGAUGUAUCACAACUGCAGCUGUCCGUCGAAACUGAUAAGUAAUACUAUACACGAUAUCUGAUUUAUAAUUGUAUCGAAAAAUACACACCAGGCGACCUCGAGCCGGUUCACAGGAUAUCAAAUAGUUUUGGUUCUCGACUUACGGCUCGUCGACAUAUAUAUGAUGUUAUACCUGCAAGGAUACAACCAGCGAUGCUGUGUAAGACCGACUAAUGAAGAGUCACCCAUUACAAGCUUGAGGACAACGAAUACGACAGAUCGCUACGAGCGAUGAUUAAUGAAAUCUAUUGCGGAUACUUUUUCGCGAAGUGAGGUCUAUUUUUUCUAGAACAAACGAUAAUUACUGAACAUUUCGCGAUCGUAAGUAUCGGCGGCGACCCGCGGCCGGCGGCGGCGGGUGUAGCGGGCCGGCGACCGGUCGGGUCGCGGUCUACUUGACUCCGGAGGUUUAUAUAUACAAGUCGCUCGUGAGGACUCCGCAGUACCAGCGGUCGGUGCACACCAUGAAGUUACUAUACAUAUGCUGUGCCGUGGUGGCGGCCGCCAGCGCGGAGGACGGCUACUACGCGCCGCAGACAUUCAAACAACAGGUAUCUCAAGACAUGUUCUCGCCAAUCGACAUGCCGUGGGCUUCGUCACAGAGGUCCAACAUUAUAGGUUAUAACCAGAAGGCGCCCUUCACACCGGCGGAGGACGUCCUGCCGCAGGGCUCCUCUCAGGGCUCGCAGUGGAAGGCGCAGCCCUACGACGACUAUGGCAGAGAACAAGUAGGCCAGGAGGACUGGCGCGCCCCUUACGGCAACAACAAGGAGAGGCAGGCCACUAUCCUGCAUCACAAACAAUCUCUUAGCUCCGAGGGAGCCUUCCGCUUUGAAUACGCGUCCGACUCGGGUCUGGAGGCUGGCGAGGUGAUCUCCCCGGACGGGUCGAGGGUCGGAGCCUACCAGUACAAGGACCCCGCUGGACAACUCGUUAAACUCAAGUAUCGCGCUGGGAAGGAGGGAUUUCAGAUCCUUGAAGGCAGUCACGUCCCGAAGAGUCCAGAGCCUGUAGCACCUCCAACACAAGGAAGCUACUACCCGGACCCGUACCAGCAGCAGCAGCAUUACCAGCAGGAGCAGAGUCCCGACUGGAGACAGGUCCCGCAGGUCCCGCAGGUCCCCCAGGCCCCGCAGGCAGCCGCGGUGCCUCCUCCUCAGUACUACAACCAGAACUGGAAGACAGACGGACGGAGCGACGGACAUUACAAUGAACUCGAAGAGCAGAACCGAGGCCCGCACUCGUUCGGCACGGGAUACGCGUUCGCCUUCAAGGGCUGAAACGGAAAUCAAGAGACGCGUCUUCAAGGAGACGCGUUGACGAGUCUGAGAAGCUCACAAUAAAC